Dendrobium catenatum is the source of this 2553-nucleotide messenger RNA. RefSeq lists its product as uncharacterized. The record is from RefSeq and is a predicted model, not a curated record. The coding region runs from base 1 to 2553 and encodes 850 amino acids. The transcript is spliced from 2 exons. Lineage: Eukaryota; Viridiplantae; Streptophyta; Magnoliopsida; Asparagales; Orchidaceae. Gene Ontology annotation, molecular function: zinc ion binding; nucleic acid binding.
AUGGAUAUUGAGCCGACCAAGCAGGUCAAAUAUGUCGCCUGCAGAUUGAGGAGUGGAGCGAGUGCGUGGUGGACUCAAUUACUGCAAAUGCGGCAAAGGGAGGGAAAAGGCCCAGUCCGUAGCUGGGUACGGAUGAGGCAGCUACUUCGAGCACAAUUCCUACCGACCGAUUUUGAACAAAUCCUAUAUAUGAAGUAUCAGCAGUGUGUGCAAGGCAAUCGGUCAGUAAGUGAGUACACGGAAGAGUUUCAUCGAUUAAGCGCUCGAAACAAUCUCAAUGAGUCCAUGAACCAGCUGGUAGCCAGAUAUAUCGGGGGACUUAAAUAUAGUAUUCAAGACCGGCUGGAAUUAAAUGCGAUCUGGUCACUGUCGCAAGCCAUCAAUUUCGCUUUAAGGGCAGAGAUACAACUAAGCCGCACAUCCAGAUCAACAUUCACUCGAAGACCAACUCCUGAUCCAGUGGCCGAAGCUUCAAGGGGGAGCUCCCUUCAAUUCCAAAAUAUAGGCAGUGGCUCACUGUUGCCAACGCCUUCACAGUCCAAGCAGCCAGCCACUGUUUCAUCAAUUGCGGAUGCCAAAGCACAGCCCAAAGCCAAAGCUCCUCAGCAGAAUAAUCCCUAUGCGAAGCCUGGCACUCUAAAAUGUUUCCGUUGUUUUCAGCCGGGUCAUAAGUCGAACGAAUGUCCUCAGCGACAACAACUGCAACUAUUGGAAAAUGAAGAAGGAGAACACUCGCUAGAGCCUGAUGAGCAGGGGGAUCGUGAUGUAGACGAACUGGAGGGUGAUGACGGUGAACCAGUAAUCUGUGUUAUUGAAAAACUGCUAAUCGCUCCUAAGCAUCAAAACACUUCUCAACGCCACGCAAUUUUUAAAACCCGAUGUACCAUAGCCGGAAAAGUAUGUGAUCUGCUUGUGGACAGCGGCUGUACCGAAAACAUGAUUUCCCGAUCAGUAGUUCAGGCAUUGCAGUUGAAAACAACAAAGAAUCCCCAACCUUAUAAAAUUAGUUGGGUCAAGAAAGGAAUUGAUAUUCCAGUUUCUGAAAUGUGCCAAGUUACUUUUUCUAUAGGCCGCUUGUACGUAUGCGAUGUCCUCUGUGACGUUUUAGACAUGGAUGGCCAAUCAUACUCACUUGAGUGGAAAGGUAGACGACUCAAGUUGCUUCCAGGCGUCCGUGAAAACAAGCCUUCUGCUGCUGCUGCUGGUCAAUCUACUUCUGCGGCAAUGCAGUUAGUCUCAGGACCCAAUCUACUCCUCACUUGGAAGGAGGCUGAUCCGUUGUGGGCAGUGGUUAUCACCGAACCGUUUGUUCCAAACUCCCUAGAACUUCCUGGGGAGGUACAGAAAUUACUGCAGGAGUUUCAGGACGUCUGUCCUAGUGAGUUACCGGACACUCUGCCACCCCUCAGCAAUAUUCAACACCAGAUAGACCUUGUACCUGGAGCGGUCUUACCAAAUCUGCCCCACUACAGAUUGAAUCCCAGGGAACAGCAAGUAUUGCAAACCAUUAUUGAAGACCUCCUGAAGAAGCAGCUUAUCCAGUCCAGUAUCAGCCCAUGUGCUGUUCCAGCACUGUUGGUACCCAAGAAAAAUGGUGAAUGGCGUUUAUGCGUUGAUAGUAGAGCCAUAAACAAGAUCACCGUAAAAUACAGAUUUCCAGUGCCUCGGAUCGACGAACUGUUAGAUGAAUUGGAAGGCGCUAGUAUUUUCUCAAAGCUGGACUUGCGUAGUGGUUAUCAUCAGAUCAGAAUUCGUCCAGGCGACGAAUGGAAGACAGCUUUUAAGACAGGAUCCGGUUUGUAUGAAUGGCGCGUCAUGCCUUUCGGCCUUUGCAACGCUCCCUCCACGUUUAUGAGAAUGAUGCAAGACAUUCUCAAGCCGGUUUGGGGAAAAUUCUGUAUUGCUUACUUUGACGACAUCCUAGUUUACAGUGAUACGUUGCUGCAGCAUGUUGAUCACCUCAAACAGCUCUUCGUUAUCUUAAGGGACAAUCGGUUGUUUCUCAACUUACCGAAAUGCGAGUUCGCUACCUCUCAGGCACAUUUUUUGGGCUUCGUGGUGUCCAAAACCGGAGUUCAAAUGAACCCCGAUAAGGUCGCAGCAAUACAAAAUUGGCCAACUCCCCAGUCUUUUUUUGAGGUGCGUAGUUUUCAUGGGUUAGCGAAUUUUUAUCGCAAAUUUAUUAAGGGCUUCAGUGUGAUAAUGAGCCCUAUAACGGAUUGUCUUAAAUCCAAAAACUUCGUCUGGGGAGAACAACAACAACAUAGCUUCACUGCCAUUAAGGAGGCGCUCACGUCUGCCCCGGUUCUAAGACUACCUAGCUUCGACAAGCUUUUUAUGGUAGAAACUGAUGCCUCUUCGAUCGGUAUUGGAGCUGUUUUGUCGCAGGAGGGUAGACCCGUGGCUUACCUCAGUGAAAAACUUUGCCCGUCUCGUCAACGCUGGUCGGCCUAUGAACAAGAGCUGUAUGCACUGGUUCGCGCUUUGAAGCAGUGGGAACACUACCUCCUACACCAGGAGUUCAUUUUGUGCACCGACAACAAGGCCCUUUAG